Laetiporus sulphureus 93-53 is the source of this 1125-nucleotide messenger RNA. RefSeq names its product FMN-linked oxidoreductase. The transcript is spliced from 6 exons. Bases 1 to 1125 code for a protein of 374 amino acids. The record is from RefSeq and is a predicted model, not a curated record. Gene Ontology annotation, molecular function: FMN binding; NADPH dehydrogenase activity. Lineage: Eukaryota; Fungi; Basidiomycota; Agaricomycetes; Polyporales; Laetiporaceae.
AUGUCGUCGCCUGUGACCGUCCCCAAGCUCUUCCAGCCUAUCAAGGUCGGAGGGCGCAUGUACGCUCACCGCGUCGUGAUGGCUCCACUGACGCGUUACCGUGCAAACAAAGCGCAUGUGCACGGUGACCUUGCGGUAGAGUAUUAUGGCCAGCGGGCGACGGUUCCCGGCACUCUGAUAAUCACCGAGGCAACAUUCAUCGCUGCAAAGGCCGGUGGGUACAGGAACGUACCGGGGAUCUGGAGUGACGAACAAGUAGUUGCGUGGAAGCGGGUGACCGACGCGGUCCACGGGAACGGUUCUCGCAUCUUCUGCCAACUAUGGGCUUUGGGUCGGGCCGCUGAUCCUCAAGUCCUUGAAGAAGAGGAUCCAUCCUUCCCUUUUGUCGCUCCUUCCGACAUCCCGAUGACGGGCAGCCCGAAGGCGCCUCGUCCUCUGACCAUCUCAGAGAUAAAGGAGUAUAUCAAGCUAUAUACAACCGCCGCCAAGAAUGCCAUACGCGCUGGCUUCGACGGUGUCGAGCUUCACGGCGCAAACGGCUAUCUCGUCGACCAGUUCCUGCAGGACGUGAGCAACAAGCGCACUGAUGAGUACGGCGGAUCGAUCGAGAACCGCAGCCGCUUUGCUCUCGAGAUCAUUGACUCUGUCACGAAUGUGAUUGGCGAGGAGAGGAUGGGCAUCAGACUGAGCCCUUGGGGCGAUUUCCAAGAUAUGCGUAUGCCGGACCUAAAGCCCACGUUCUCAUACCUGGUGUCCCAGAUCGCCGCACGGCACCCGAAUUUUGCAUACAUCCACGUCGUCGAGGCGCGCACGAACGGAAACCGGGAUCGUGUUCCAGAGCCAGGCGAGGCGAGUUUCGACAACGACUUCCUGCGCAAGAUCUGGGCACCGCGUACCUUCAUCAGUGCGGGCGGACACAGUCGCGAGACUGCGUUUGAGACGGCUGAGAAGAACGGUGACCUCGUCGCGUUCGGACGAUUCUUCAUUUCCCAUCCCGAUUUGCCGCUGCGUCUCGCGCAGAACCUGCCGAUUUCGAAGGGAGACCGCGACACGUACUACAGCAAAGAGGAUCCGCAUGGCUAUAUCGACUAUCCGUUCACCGACGAUACGCAAGCCAAACUAUAG